GCGAGGCCGCGCAAGUGGCUGGACUGGAGCCUGGAGGCGCCCCCAAGGGCCAUCUCCUCUCCGGCCUCCCCACCUCUGCCGAGACCCGUUCCCGCUGAGGAGCCAGCCACGCCCACGCCACAGACAAGAGAAUAGAAGCAGAGGUGUGGGGAGGAGAGGCAGCCGCAGCCGCAGGGAAGAAGAGAAAGCCAAGAGCGGCGGCGGCCCCAUGCGUGCGAUGUUGGCCAGGUCGCCGGCGCUGCCCGUCCCCUACCUGACGGCCACUGAAACUGCCGCCGCCUCCUCGGCCUUCUUCCAACCCUGCCAUCUCUCCACUUCUCCAAGUGUCACCUUCUCCAAGAAGAAACAUGGAACAAGGUUAACUGUCCAGCCAAACACUCAGCAUGGAAAGGCUAAAGGUGCAAGUGGGAUUCAAGGAAAAUGGCGUACACUGUCGUCUGACCCAGCUCAAGCCGCCGCUGUCGUGGACGCCGGUGACAGCAAAACAUGGGAAGAGUGCAAGCAGAUACUCACCUCGUUAAAUUUCUCCGCCGAAGACGCCGAGAAGAUGCUGAAGAAGGCGUUCGGAUGGCUCCAUUCGCCGUACUGGACCGAGGAGAGAAAGAAGGAGGUUCCGAGCGCCGAGGUGGUAAGCGGAGUGCUGGACUACGUCAGGGGCCUUGGGCUCUCUGAUGACGACCUUUACAAGCUGCUCAAGAAAUUCCCAGAGGUUCUUGGGUGCGAUCUUGAGAGCGAGGUGAAGCUGAAUGUCGGCAAGCUGGACAGCGACUGGGGGAUCAACGGGAAGACUCUCCGGAGCGUUCUCUUGCGGAAUCCCAAGGUCUUGGGCUACAAUGUUGAUUGCCGAGGGGACUGCGCCGCGGAGUGCACCCGCUGCUGGGUUAGGUUUUAGUGUGCUGUUCUGAAUUAUUACUGCGAACACCUUCAGAAGUUCAGCCGAUACUCUGUUUUUGCAUCGGUUGUUCAAACCGAGCAGAUUUGUACAGAUGGAUGUACUCCCUGCAGGCAGGUUUAUAUAUAAAGCUCAUUGACCAGGUUUAUAUAUAAAGCUCA
Messenger RNA from Triticum dicoccoides, 1053 nucleotides. RefSeq lists its product as uncharacterized. Gene Ontology annotation, biological process: regulation of DNA-templated transcription. Gene Ontology annotation, molecular function: double-stranded DNA binding. The record is from RefSeq and is a predicted model, not a curated record. NCBI's taxonomy places the organism in Eukaryota, Viridiplantae, Streptophyta, Magnoliopsida, Poales, Poaceae. The coding region runs from base 209 to 892 and encodes 227 amino acids. The transcript has 3 exons.